GAAGCAUUUCCUCACAUCGUCUUUGGACAACCUCAAGGCCACGACCAAGGCCACGACCUGAGACAAGCAUGAUGGCUUUGCCCGCGGCAUCAGCGCUUGUCGACGGACAUUCGUCGACUCGAGCGGAGGCGCCGAACCGUUCCAGGAUGCCUGACCACCAUGACGGAAUCAUGUGGUCCAGGCACCGCCCGUGGGCAUGCCAUGGUGCCCCGUCCGGCUGCUCGAGAUGAUGGAGCCACCACGGAGGCUUGCCGGACCUUUAUUAUUGGAACGGAGGCGGAGAGAGAGACACACGACACCCUCAGGAACGGUGACGACGACGACGCUACUGCGCUGCACCACUGGUCGCCGUGCUCAGCAGCUCCGCCUCCCUUUCCCGGCAUGGCAUGAUGACGAAGGCACACGGGCGACUGACGAAACGUGGCGGGACGGAGCGUGUGCGGGAGCGGAAAGGAGUCGCUACCCUCGUCGACGUCCGCCACCGCCGCCGAGCCCGCGGUUCGCGACGCAAGGCCUGGCUCACAUCAGCCCGCGCGCGCUACAGACGGCGACGACGGAUGGACACGAGACGGACGACGAGCUGCGCCGCGACGCGACCGCCAUUCAAUCAUUCAUUCAUCAGAAAGCGUCCCCUUGGUGGUUCCAUGACGGCCCCGCCGGCCACGAACCAAUGUGCGUCGCUGCCUCGCCAGCCAAGGCAAAACAGCCAAGAGAGGUCGGCUGCAAGACAUCGACUCGCUGUCGCUGGCCCGGCCGUCAGACGCCGCCUGUGGGUCCUGCAAUCUGGUGUGGCGCGCCAGCCAUCCGGAUCCCGCGUUCUAAGCGCCGACUGGACGGCCUCAAUGACACCCCAGCCUAUCAUGGCCAGCCAUCACGCACCUUGAUCAUGAACCGCCCUCGCUCAGCUGCCACCCAGCAAAGGCGAAGCCUCUUUGCCUUUGCUUGCGGCAAGGGCCUUUGGGCCACAAUGCGCUUCAGCUCAGGCGUUGGGUCAAGUGAGCCUCUGUGCCGGGCGGCGGCGGCCUUGUCCAUAUUUUUGCCUGUCGUUCCCUCUCGCUCCUCAUCCAUGGGCGCACCAGCCGCAUGCCCGGCAGCCUCGUCCUUUUUUUUUUCGCCGCCGCCGCCGCCGCACAUAUAUCGAAGCGCAUCGCUGGACGUUCGCGUGGUCGUUGUUUGUGGUCGUCGCUCGUCUGCCUGAUACAGAAACAGCGUCAUUCGUUUGCCCCUCCCUCCCUCCGGCAGGCCCGCUCGGCAUGCAUCUGUUUCCCUUGGCGCAGCAUGAAUGACUCGGCCGGCGUUGCUUUUAAAGGCCCCUCGACGUGGUUUUCGGCUCUGUUCUCGUGCGCACCGAUACUCUCCCGUCUCAGAACAGGCUCCUCUGUUGACGUUGAGGACCCUCAAAGAGGCCCGCCCGCCGUUGUGCAGCAUCCCCCGUCGUACCAACCUCGUCCCGUGGCAGCUCCGCAAGCGGAUCUCACGGGGACGACUUACAAGGACGAGAUGCCGAGGAAAAGCGCUGGUUCGCGAGGCACAAGCUUCUCCGCGAAGAGAGCCUUCUGGUCACACUCGAAUGCAUCAUCACGCCUGCCUCAGAUAUCCGCCCCGUAUGAUUUUCGCCACCUGCACUCCGGGUCCUACCAUGGCACUCGCGAGAGCUCAUUGGACUUUGCUCGGCGAGACGGUCACGCACAGCACAGAGGCUCGUUUCGGCCUCUGGAGCUCAGCAUCUACAUGCCGGACAACUCCACCUCGCCAAUCUUGCCACACUUUGAUGUGCCGCGGGUCAUGACGCCGCCGCCUCCAGCGUACUUCGCCAGCCGGACUGAGGAAGACCACGCACUGAUGCGCCAGCGGAGCUAUACGUCCAUGUCGUUUCACGUCCCGCGUCGGCAUGUCGUGGACAGCUCUCCGUCCGCCGCCGAGGACGAAGUGCCACCGCGCAUCCCGCCCAAGUCAAGGAACCGCAUGCGGGCCCACACCGCGACAGAUGUAGAUGCCAUCAAGGAGCGCGUCGCCAGCGCCAUGAUUGAGGUGGAGCGGCUGCAGAAGCAGAUUGACGAGGUGAUGGAGCGUCAAAGUCUCUACACCAGUAGCCGUCCAUCAACACCGCACUCGAUUGCACAAACGAUGCCGGAACUAGAGCCGAUGCCCUCGAUUCCAGCUCUUCCGCCGGUUGCGCCGUCGUUUGCACAGCGCCUGAACUCUGAGUUUGAACGGCCGCAUACAGCACCAACCAAGGCGGAGCCGCCCGUGUCCCACCGGACCGACGCUGGGGCAACGGCGUCGGAAGGGCCAGUAUCCCCGCUCCGAGACGUGCGACCACUGCCGCCGCCGCUGCCGUUGGUGCUGCGGCCGCCGCUUCGCAAGAAAAAGUCGUUUUCGCGCGUGUCGUCAUGGCUAUUUCCUGGCUCCGAGGCAAGAAGGGACGCCGGCCAUGAUGCUGUCACCAACGCCCCAAAGGCAAUCAAAGGCCGCCAAGGGUUUUACCAAUGCGUCGCCGCCGUAGGGCCGCAGGAGCGACGGAGCUAUGACUCGCUUGACUCCAUGUCGACAUGGGAUUCAGCAGAGGAGCAACAGACUGCACCGACAGCCUGGUCGCUGGGCAGCACCCCUGUCGCUAAGCAAGAUGAGCCACUGCGGCAGCCAUCCAUGGAAAGGUCGGCCACGUUUGGGAAGAAGGACCAGCCACGGGCCAGGACGAGUGUUGGCGUCGCGAUUUGAAAGACGAGGUGAAAACAAUAACUUGAGAGGUGCGAAGAAGCAACACACUACUACAUAGAUGGGAUGCCCCGUGGACGAUCUGGCCCGGCGGUGAUGAUACCAUUGGGUGUACGCGAAAAGCGCCUACCCGCCUUAUCCUAUAUGCUGUACAUGACUUAUAUGGCGGCUUCUGCGUGCUGGAGACGCAGACGAAGCAUUUUGCUGGCAAUCAGAUAGAGUCACAGGUCGACGAUGACCUGGUAAUGAGUGGGAGGUGGGCAGGGCCGUGAACCCUGCCUGACAUUAUUUUUUGCUCACC
Messenger RNA from Purpureocillium takamizusanense, 3019 nucleotides. RefSeq lists its product as uncharacterized. The transcript is spliced from 3 exons. The record is from RefSeq and is a predicted model, not a curated record. The coding region runs from base 1084 to 2721 and encodes 545 amino acids. Lineage: Eukaryota; Fungi; Ascomycota; Sordariomycetes; Hypocreales; Ophiocordycipitaceae.